This is a messenger RNA of Paraphaeosphaeria sporulosa, 903 nucleotides long. Its product is annotated as HET-domain-containing protein. The annotation marks the transcript as partial. The record is from RefSeq and is a predicted model, not a curated record. The transcript has a single exon. NCBI's taxonomy places the organism in Eukaryota, Fungi, Ascomycota, Dothideomycetes, Pleosporales, Didymosphaeriaceae.
AUGUCGCCACUAACGAAGAAACGGCCGCGAAAAGAUCAACCCUUGCGUGCGAGUCAUGCCCGGUCGCAAACCACGACGAGCGAAACCAUUUACACGCCUUUAGACCCAGAGCUGAAAGAGAUUCGACUGAUUCAAAUUGCGCCAGGCAGAUACGACGAUGAUUUGAGGAUCCGCUUACGCGUCCAUAAACUCGAAAAAGGAGGGUUGGUAUUCAACGCUCUCUCAUAUGUAUGGGGUUACGAAAAGUGCCGUCGAGAAGCGAUUCUGGAUGGACACUGUGUGACCAUUGGUCGUAAUCUCGACUCUGCUUUGCGAUGUCUGCGCGAUGACUUGAUCGGACGUCUACUUUGGGUAGACGCUUUGUGUAUCAACCAAGAGGAUAUUGAAGAACGAAACCAGCAGGUUCAGCUCAUGAGGAGCAUCUACUCUUCGGCCACGAGAGUCAUGAUAUGGCUAAGCGCAAGACUUCCGACCGAUGACUUCGUCAUACAUCACAUCACACGCAAUACAAUUCCAGCGACGACCAGGGAGGCUAUCCUUCUGCUACGAGCACUCAAACGUAUUUGUUUAAGACCGUGGUUUGAACGUACCUGGGUAGUGCAGGAAAUGGCUCUUGCGAAAGAAAGCCCGACUCUACAUCUUGGACAACGAAGCGUUCAGUGGGACCAGUUCGGGUAUUACAUUGGAGUUCUGUAUAACAUGUUGGAAAACAACGAAUUGGGUGCGUCGUGGCCGCGGAAGAGUCUUGAUGCCUUUGUGUUCCCAAGUCACAGAGUACACAAAUUUGUUUCUAUAAGACAGAUGAUGAGCUACCGGAAUUACGAUCUGAUGGAGCUGUUAGCUGCGACUUUUGCUCUACAAGCGACUGAUCCUCGUGACAAAGUUUACGGAAUUCUUGGAUUU